AUCAUUUAGCGCUUAGAUACAGAAGAUGGCACGUCUCAGUUUGAUUUUUGGAAUCAUUUUCGUCUUGUUCGGAUCGUUUGCAGCUAAACGCGUUGCCCGUUCUCCGCACUUUGGAUUAGGCCAAGGUUUUGGCGGUGGAUAUGGUGGUGGAUUUGGCGGUGGAUUUGGUGGUGGAUUCGGCGGUGGAUUCGGUGGUUACCCUCAUCCACCCCCACCACCGAUAUAUGGUCCGCGAUUCUAUCCCCCACCGCACCCACCAGGUUUUGGUUAUGGCUUAAGUGGAUAUGGUCACCCUGGUGGAUCCUACCCAGGGUACCCUGGUGGCUACGGUCAAGGAUAUCCGGGUCUUGGUGGCUUAAGUAUAGCGAAGAGCGUCAGCAUCAGCACAGGUGGAGGUGCUCAGGCGAAUUCAGAAGCCUUUGGGAAAUGAGACUGAUAAAUUAUGAAUGUUUUAAC
Pieris rapae (cabbage white) is the source of this 456-nucleotide messenger RNA. RefSeq names its product keratin, type II cytoskeletal 5. Lineage: Eukaryota; Metazoa; Arthropoda; Insecta; Lepidoptera; Pieridae. The record is from RefSeq and is a predicted model, not a curated record. The transcript is spliced from 2 exons. Bases 26 to 430 code for a protein of 134 amino acids.